UUUACAUUGAAAAAUGGCGACAUCCACGGAUUUUUAUUUGCGGUAUUAUGUUGGACAUAAAGGAAAAUUUGGGCAUGAGUUCUUAGAAUUUGAGUUUCGGCCUGAUGGCAAACUAAGGUAUGCCAAUAAUUCCAACUACAAGAAUGACACAAUGAUCAGGAAAGAGUCCUAUGUACACAAAUCUGUGAUGGAAGAAUUAAAGAGAAUAAUAGAAGAUGCUGAACUAAUGCAGGAAGAUGAUGUAUUAUGGCCACCACCAGACCGUGUAGGAAGACAGGAACUAGAGAUAGUAAUUGGUGAUGAACAUAUAUCAUUUACAACAUCAAAGAUUGGAUCAUUAGUGGAUGUCAACCAAAGCAAAGAUCCAGAAGGACUGAGGACAUUCUACUACUUAGUUCAAGAUCUUAAAUGUUUAGUAUUCUCACUAAUUGGUCUCCAUUUCAAAAUCAAACCAAUUUAAAGAAGGAUGUGUAGUGAUAAUGACAAUAAGAAUAUUGAUCCAGGAGAGAUGAAUACAGAUUAGACAUGAAGAAAGAUUUUAAUCAUGUGCACAUACAGGAAAAAAUACAAAUACAAUUUACCAUUGUAAACUUUUAAAUUUUAGAAAAGCAAUUCUUUUUACAGAGUCGUUGUAAUGAGCAAACAAACAGACUCAAACUUUAUCAGAAUUCAUCAGUUUCAUUAUGACAGUAAAAUCAUCAAAGAUUCAUCUGUUUGUUUUUAUGUUGUAUGUAAUAAAACAUUUUAUAAAUAAAUAUCUUGUAGAACUCA
Messenger RNA from Mytilus californianus (California mussel), 771 nucleotides. RefSeq names its product protein mago nashi homolog 2. Gene Ontology annotation, biological process: RNA splicing. Gene Ontology annotation, cellular component: catalytic step 2 spliceosome; exon-exon junction complex; nucleus. Bases 14 to 460 code for a protein of 148 amino acids. The transcript is spliced from 5 exons. The record is from RefSeq and is a predicted model, not a curated record. Lineage: Eukaryota; Metazoa; Mollusca; Bivalvia; Mytilida; Mytilidae.